Metopolophium dirhodum (rose-grain aphid) is the source of this 2597-nucleotide messenger RNA. RefSeq names its product dynein regulatory complex subunit 2-like. The transcript is spliced from 9 exons. NCBI's taxonomy places the organism in Eukaryota, Metazoa, Arthropoda, Insecta, Hemiptera, Aphididae. Gene Ontology annotation, biological process: cilium-dependent cell motility; regulation of cilium movement; axonemal dynein complex assembly. The coding region runs from base 160 to 1509 and encodes 449 amino acids. Gene Ontology annotation, cellular component: axoneme; axonemal dynein complex. The record is from RefSeq and is a predicted model, not a curated record.
AUUAUUGUACACUAUUCGUUUAUCAAUUGACAUUUCUACUUUUUAUUAACAAUGUUUGAAAAAAAAAUACAUAAAUACUAAUUAAAUAGUGCAGAAAAACGCAAAUUAAAAAGGAGAGCGAAAGUACUGAAAGUUCUUUAUCGACUGAAAAAUAAUAAAAUGGCACCAAAAAAGAAUAAGAAAAGUAAUAAGUUGGCUCGAAUGAGUGACGAGGAAAAGUUGCGAUACCUGCAGCACCGGGCAGCCAUAGAAGAAGAGACGAAACGGCGGAAAGAACAAUUAGUCGCCACGUACUUAAAGAGCAAGUUGAAAAAAGAGGAAGCGUUUACCCGGCUAAAUACUGCCAAACUGAACCAGCAAUGGCGACACAACUUGCGGCAAAUCAAGUGCAAGGAACUCAAAGACGAAAUGAUGACGAUGAAAAACCGAUUCCAAAUCUUGUUAGACUGCAAAAACGACCACAUAGACAUGUUAUUGAGAGACUUGGAAGACGCUGAAGAACAAAAUCUAAAACAGUACGGAGCACAUGCGGAGAUAGUAACUCAAUUCUUGAGUAUCCAUGAGAAAUCGUUGGAAGAACUCCAUGCUCGCUACGAACACAAAAAGCAGUUGUUGUUAGAUGAGUUGAAACAUAACUUUAGGUGGAUGAGAGAUAUAUUCAGUAGAGACGAUGAACGCUUGGACCUUAUGUCUGUUAUUUUCGAGGCACGUAACGACGACGACACGCGACAAACCCAUAUAAAUUUCGAAGACUCGAUCGCCGUAUUAAACAAUGAGAUGCUUUUCGAGAAAGAUAGGUUCACAAAAAUACGUUUCGCGGAAAUACAAACGACUAUGAAGAAAUUUCAGAAAGUCCUAGACGAUUACAGCAAUGAAACUGAGUCCAAAAAGAAUCAUUACAAUUAUUUAAAAAUGCGAGAUGAAGCCAACACCGCAUCUAUCGAAGAGAACAACAAACGAAUUCAUGCAUAUUCUGAAGAGAUCAAAAUGCUAACACAGCUAUGUGCCAAACGCGGCGCCCAGUACGCACAACGAGAAAAUGAAUUGAAACGGGACCGUGAAGACCUCAUAAAACGAGGUUUCGUGGCACAAAAUCAACUAAACGUUAAUCGAAACGAGUAUAAAAAUAAACUUGAAGCAAUGACGAAAGUAUACAAAAACGUUAUUGAUAAAUUAACAAAUAUUUCAAAAAAAGGCGAGAGAAUAAUUAAAACAGCGGAAAAUUGUGCCAAACUCAUGAAUGAAGAUGAUAAUAACCUAAUCUGUCCCGACGAAGAUAAUAACGAAGGAGAAUUCGAUAAAAUGUCGAAAUUCUGGAAGCGUUACGCUCGAGUGGACGUGCAGUGUGAAGAGCUCGACGUCAGACGAACAAAAGCCGCACAGGAGAAUAAAGACCUGAAAGCCGCUCUGACCUACUACUUAAAGACUAUUGCUCGGCCGGCGUCGGUGCAGAGGGACAUAAAAGACGGCGGCAUACAGUUGAAUUUGCUUCCAGUAAAAGCUGGUUGAAAAUAUUAUGAUACGCUUCAAAUGGGGUCGACUAUAUUAUAAUAUUACACAAUAGUUCAAUACUAUAGUAGAAUUAUUAAUAAAACAUUGCAGUAUUAAAAUACACAUACCAUUAUAUUCUAGUGCCUAGAGCCGCUAAUCUAAUGAAAUAUUUUUCACAUUUUAGAUUCAUAUUUUUGAUCUCCGGCUCGAAAUGGUACUACAAUAAUUAAUAUUUAAUACCUACCUACAUUAUUUUUACGAGUUAUAACACCACAUUUUAAGAUGAAAAAAAAUCCCGAAUCUUGAAUACCUACCUAUUGCAUAAAGUGAUUUAAGGUAGGAAAUUAGAUCUAGAUGAUAGGUAAUUUUUUUAGUGUAGGUGGGAGACAGUCAAAAGAAAAAAGGCGGGUAAGUAGAUGUCGCUCUGCUGUACACUAGGUUACAAGUAGGAUCUAUUAUUACUGUAAAUGUCUAUGAUGGAUGGUAUUAAAUUUGAAUUCAAUGAUAUAAUAUCAUUGUAUUUGUAUAAGAAAAACGAUUCUGAGCGGAGACGGUAUGUCAGUAUAGGAUAGGUAUAUAAUAUUAUAUUUAUAUUGUUAUUACGGUAGUCGGUAAGUCGAAUUAAUAUUAUUCAUAAUGGUAGGUAUUAUCCUAAAAUAAUCAGUGAUGCAGGAUGCUGAAUAAUCAGCGAUGCAGGAUGCUGAAAAAAUAUUAUUUAUAAUAUCGUUUUGGAACCGGCGCACACGGAGCCACUGGACACGUAAUUUUAGAUUAAGUAGAUGCGUAUUACUAGAAUUAACAUUGAUUAAUAUGUAUAAUCAAUGGAAUUAGAUAUUUAGAGCUAUGAGUAUUUUAAAAUUGUAAAUUGAUUGUACACCUUAAAGUACUCAUAACUCGCUUAAAAAUUAAAAUACAAUAAAAAGCCCAUGAGGUUGUCUAGAUAAUAAUCUUACCUUUAGAUUUUAUAAGAGGUCAAUUUACUCUAAUUUUUUAAUUAACGGAGCUACACGUGUUUUUCUGAGCGUAAAAUUUGCUAUAUUAUGCACUUGUAAGACGGAGACAACACGUGCGGGUAUCACGUCCACUUAACAAUUUGUACCAUAAUG